UCAAAUAUUUUUCCUGAUAAGUGCUUUAUUUUUAAUGAAGUUGGACGUUUUAGGCUUUCAGGUUAUGUGUUUUAGCAAUAUGGAUGAUGAGACAAGUCUUCACGGAAACUGAUAAGAGACAAUGGAUUCAGCAAGAAGUUGGCUACAUAAAUUUCAGCCUCGGGACCGUGUACGUUCUUCAAGUAAGAAGAAGGAUUCAACCGUUAGUGAAGACGAAGAUUUGAAUACAAUGUCAGCAGAAGAAGCUUCAAAUGUCACCAAGCAAAAGGUCGCAGCGGCGAAACAGUAUAUAGAAAAUCAUUACAAGGAGCAAAAGAAGAAUCUCGAAGAGAGGAGAGAACGAAGAGUUUUGCUCGAGAAGAAGCUAGCUGAUGCUGAAGCUUCUGAAGAGGAUCAAAGUAAUCUACUUAAAUUCCUUGAGAAAAAAGAAACUGAGUAUAUGCGGCUUCAAAGGCAUAAAAUGGGUGUUGAUGACUUUGAGUUGUUGACAAUGAUUGGAAAGGGUGCAUUUGGGGAGGUGCGAGUUUGCAGAGAAAAGACAACAGGUAAUGUGUAUGCAAUGAAAAAGCUUAAGAAGUCAGAGAUGCUCCGAAGAGGCCAAGUGGAGCAUGUAAAAGCUGAGAGAAAUCUCCUUGCAUCUGUGGACAGCAAUUGUAUUGUCAGAUUAUAUUGUUCUUUCCAAGAUGAGGAGUAUCUGUACCUAAUUAUGGAAUAUCUACCUGGUGGAGAUAUGAUGACUCUACUUAUGAGAAAGGACACCUUAACUGAAGAAGAAGCUCAGUUUUAUGUUGGUGAAACGGUUUUAGCCAUUGAAUCUAUUCACAAACAUAAUUAUAUCCAUAGGGACAUUAAACCAGAUAACCUUUUACUUGAUAGAUAUGGCCAUGUGCGACUCUCAGAUUUUGGACUAUGUAAACCUUUGGAUUGCAGCAUUCUCCAAGAGCAAGACUUUCCUGCAGGGGAGAGUUGUUCCCAAUCGGGUAGCCCAACUUCGAACCGCACUCAGCAAGAACAGUUGCAAAAUUGGCAAAAAAACAGAAGGAUGCUUGCGUAUUCUACUGUAGGCACCCCGGAUUACAUUGCACCAGAAGUACUGCUAAAGAAAGGAUACGGAAUGGAAUGUGAUUGGUGGUCACUUGGUGCUAUCAUGUAUGAAAUGCUUGUUGGCUAUCCACCAUUUUAUUCUGAUGAACCUAUGGCAACAUGUAGAAAGAUUAUAAAUUGGAAGACACAUUUGAAGUUUCCUGAAGAAGCGGAAUUAUCCCCAGAAGCAAAAGAUCUCGUCAGUAAACUGCUUUGUAAUGUUGACAAGAGGCUAGGUGCAAAUGGUGCAAAUGAAAUUAAGGUGUUGUAUGGUGUGUCCUGUUCUAGUUCUUAUAUUCCUUUAAAGAUGUCAUCAUACAAAGUUACCAAUUUGUUGUUAUAUAAUAGGUCCAUCCAUGGUUUGGAUCCAUUGAUUGGGACGGUCUAUAUGACAUGGAAGCUGCAUUUAUUCCAGAGGUCAAUGAUGAGUUGGACACUCAGAACUUUGAGAAGUUUGAUGAGUCUUACAAUCAUUCUCAAACUUCAUCCAAAGUUGGUCCAUGGAGAAAGGUAUAAAAGGCUACACCCUUGA
This is a messenger RNA of Impatiens glandulifera, 1615 nucleotides long. RefSeq names its product serine/threonine-protein kinase tricornered-like. Bases 122 to 1615 code for a protein of 497 amino acids. Gene Ontology annotation, molecular function: protein serine/threonine kinase activity; ATP binding. Gene Ontology annotation, biological process: intracellular signal transduction; peptidyl-serine phosphorylation. The transcript is spliced from 9 exons. NCBI's taxonomy places the organism in Eukaryota, Viridiplantae, Streptophyta, Magnoliopsida, Ericales, Balsaminaceae. The record is from RefSeq and is a predicted model, not a curated record.